AUGGAUGUUCCUACCUCGCCAAUGCACUCUCCCAAUACCCCAUCCACGCCGGCACUGUCCGAGUCAACCUCACCCUCGUCUAGCGGACACGCCCUCCUCGAGCAGGACGGCCCCUCCAUCGUCGACGUUGGCCGGCGUGCAUCCUCCUCUGCUGUGCUAGGUGGUACAAGCAAGCGCCACUCCAUCCACUGGGAUGUCCUCGACGCAUCCGCAGCAACCACAUCACCCUCGUCUAGAGAGCACACACCCAUCUUGGGAAGUAAGCUGCCGCCCCUGCAGAGAUGCUCGUCCGAUAGGGAAACCUACAGACCAUCCCGUCCCCGUGGUUCUUCGCAUACCUCGUCGAGGUCUAUGACACGUGUCCAACAUCAUCCCAAUCCCUCCUCUUCCAGACCCUCCAGCAUGGCAUCCAGCUCCAGUGCAGGCGAAUGUUCCUCUCAUCAAGCCAGAUUCGGCGUGAAUGCCUCUCUCCUCAGCCCCUCUCUGGCCUCGGCACUGGGCAUUGGCGUUGAGGGUAGAAAGCCGGCGAGCAGUCUCUACAGUUCAAGUAGAAGCUCCAGCACCACCUCUCUGGUGGGUCUAGCCACUUGCAGCCCCUCUGCCCUCCCCCGCGGCCCUCGACGGUCUAUCAUCUCAGCAAAAGCAUCGAGCUCUGCACUCGGAACUGCUUUGGCCUCUGUGCCAAGCAGUGGCAGCGGCACGACGUCCAACAACUUCCGUCGACCUAGUCUUCCCAAUGUAGCGGUCGCUCAAAAUCGGUCAAGCACAAUUUCUGUGUCCUCCUUCGAAAGUCUGCCCGAGGGACAGCCAGUACCUGCCUCUACCGCCCCAUCCUUCGCCGGCGCCACCACCGAUCCUCUGCAGAGGAGUGCGACAUUCAGCGACCUCCCUUCACGCGGACCAGUGAUGGACUCGCUGGAGUUUCCCUCCUUGAUGCUACCUCCAUCGGCAUUGCCAGCACAUCCAAAGAGCAGCACUUCACCGACGUCUUCAUCGACUUCGAAUAGUGUUACUUGUGCAUCGGUGCCUAGCUCACCGGUGGGAAGAGAGGCCACAUUCGCUUCUACAAUGCCGUUCCCAUGCCAGAACAUAGCUGGCCCAAUUUCAUCGGCCUCAUCUUCGGCUUCUCGUCGGCGGGCUCUGCAUCGAUCGCAAACAGAGCCCACUGCGGGCUUUCCAACAGCUAGGCACGAAGAGAAUAUGAGGAAGAGGGGUCUUGUUGCACGAGAGCUGCUCACGACGGAGCAGGCCUUCGUCAGUUCCUUGCUGAUUCUGCACGAGGCCUUCUAUCAGCCGCUCCUCGCCAGAUGUGCGGGCAAUCGCUCAUCGCCGAGCUUGGAGGCAGGACCGAUGAUCUUGUCCAAGAAGGCCAUCAACGAUAUUUUUUCAAACUUCGUCGACAUCCUGCAAUUGAACAAAGAGCUGCUGGGCCAGCUGGAGGAGAGGAUUGGAGGCAAAGUAAGAUUGGAUCGCGCCCAUACGAUGGCUUCGAUGAGGAGGGCAGUAUCUCCUGUCGUCGAUGGUACGGUGAAACCAGCCGACCCCAAUCUUGAGGAGGAUGGGAGAAGUGCAUUGUCUUCUACAAGCAACACCAAGGAGGAGAGCAAUUCUUCAACAUCCCCUUCCUCUGCUCGAUGCUCUUGGAAUCCAGAAACCGAUACCGUGGGCGAUAUUCUCGUGCCCAUCGCGCCUUUCCUCAAGAUGUACUCCCUGUAUGUCAAGAACUUUUCCUCAGCCAUCGCGCACAUUGAGUCGGAAAGAAGAGACAACGAGGCAUUUGCAAGAUUUCUCAAGGAGACAGAGCGGAGUACUUGGGGUAGAGGCAAGGCGUUCUUCGGGCUCGGUCUACAAUCACAUCUGCUGACUAUCGUGCAGAGAAUACCCAGAUACAAGCUGCUGGUCGGCGACCUACUGAAGCACACUCCUUCCAAUCACAGGGACUAUGCAGACUUGAAGAAAGCCUUCCAGGUGAUCGAGCAGGUGGCGAGCACCAUCAAUGAGAAUGUGCGGCAGCAUGAGAUGGUCAUGCUCAUGCUGGCUCUUCAACGGUCCUUGACGGGUCUGACCUCGCCGCUAGUGGUCCCCGGUCGAUCUCUGCUGAGACGAGGGACACUUCGAAAGGCUUGCCGCAAGGACAUUCAACAUCGGGCGUUCUUUCUUUUCACUGAUUGCAUCAUCUACGCUCGACCUCUCACCGGAGGAUCGGCGAGCAUCGAGGCAGCCUGGAACAGCAUUGCUCGAGCGGGCGGCUUCUCCGCAGCUGGACUAGCCGCCGGCAUUGGAGGGCCAUGGUCGACGCCGUCUGCUGCUGGUUCGCCUCGUCAUGCCCUUGCAUCCGUCGAGAAUUCUAGCGAUGGCCACGGAGGCCGUGCUCGUGUAUCGUCUGGAAACCUCUUUUCAGGAAACGGCAUCUUCGAAGCCCUACAGGCUCAACAGCACCAGCAGCUACAAUUUAGGGAAAAGUACGCGCUGCAAGACUGUACUGUGGUCGGAGUGGAAGACGGCCACAACUCGAUGUCGAACGCCUCUCCGUUCCUUGAGUCCGGUGGAACGCCCUUUUCCUUUGAAAUUCGCACACCAGACAAGUCUUUCGCAGUUUAUGCUGAGACGGCUGAUUCACGAGAGGCAUGGAUGACGGCUAUCCGCGAUGCUCGGAAUGAAUGGCUGAAAGCGCGAAGGACAUUGCGUGCAGAGGAGGAUUCCAUUGAGGCCAAGAGAGAUAGGAGGCGAAGUGUCACGGCUGCAGCUUCUGCUAAAGCCAGGCAGAGCGUCUACUCCCUGAACAUGCCUGCCAAUAGCUUCCACGCCACCAUACCAGAGGGCACAGAGAUACUCGAAAGUUCUUUCGGCGGAGACGUAUCACAAACGUCUAUAAACGACGACAUUGCACAAACCUCGCUUGUGCCCUUUCCACUGGUCUGCGCGAAGCCUCUGCAGUCAGCACCUGCUCUUGGUCUCCCCUCAAGUGCCUCAUUUGCUGCUCUGCUUGGCGGAACAGGGGUCCCAAAUCUCUCCGCUCCUCUGCCUCUCCUAGAGGAAUACAACGCCCCAGCUUGGGUGCCUGACUCGAGAGCAGACCGUUGCAUGUCGUGCUCAGAGACAUUUGGAGUCUGGAGGAGAAAGCAUCACUGUCGGCUUUGCGGCAGAGUUGUCUGCUGGAGUUGCUCCACGAAGAAAUUCCUCAUCGCCAGCUACGAAGAAGGCAAGGAUGACAUCGUGGCACGAGCGUGCGAUGGCUGUUACGAGUCGACGUUCCCUUCGGACAGUCCUGACCUGGACUCUCUGCGAGAGGUAGGCCUCGAAGGUGUUCGACCCGCUGCGCCUGCAGGUGCAUCCACACAGCGACCUGACUCCUGGACCGAGACACAGACUUUGAUACCUGAAAGUCAUCACAGGGACUUAGAUUCUGACUUGUCUAGCUCUAUGGGCGAUGAGACUUUGACUUCGGGCGGUCCCGGAGUCAGAAGAAGCAGUGAGAAGCUACCAGCGGAGGGGGAGGAACAAGGCGGGGAAAUUCCAACCUCCUUGCUGCUAGCCCCCUUGCGAGCACUUGCAGUCGGCCAAGGCCUCAUCAGCCCUUCGGACGACAUUGGACCGUACCAAGCCGGAAGCUCGAGCACGCGCAAAUUGAGCGCAGGUCUCGACUCAAGCGCGGCACAUCAGGACGACCAUUCGAUAGUUCAGAGACUUCCGGUGUCGAUCGCCGCGCAAGGAGCACAGAUGCUCACUGCUGGUCGUCUGCUCAUGAUGUCAAAGUCUGAUACUUGCCUUUCAACGUCUACAGCUUUGUCGGACGGAAUGGUUCCGCAAAUUCAUGCAGCCACAACAGGAUCAGGUACAUUCCGACUGGCUACCCCUCAGAUCACCACGCCAACUGAUGGCAGUUUGCCCUCGGCCAAUCGCCUUCGGGACAGCGGCGAGCCUGUUGCGCGUCGCGCACUAGACCAACUCCCUUCGACAAGUCCGUCGUCACCCGAAGCAGCAAGGCCCCUGCCUUCAGAUACCAAGAGAAUGCUCAUCGGUCAGAGUGACAGCUAUUUUGCCGGUGCACUCCUGGCCCACGAAGACUCAGAGAGCGAAAGUCUGACUGUAUUGCCGGCUGGACAAGACAACGAAGGCGAGUUGGAAAGGCCCCCUUCUCUGUCUCCUUCUUCUCUCUCGUCUCCCGUGAGCCGAGAAUGCCGUGAAACGGCCGGUCCCCUUUCCUCAACCGCCGAAGCGGAGACUCGCUCGGCUGUUUUCGCCCCGAAUUCUUCGUCAGGGGCCGGAACCGGCACGAAGAGACCGCUGAGCGCUGCGGCGAGGCUGAGCUCUUACUAUAACGAUCAUCUGGCUCUGCGUCACCUCAAGCAGCAGAGCAAAGAUCAUUCCGGGUCGGGGAGGGGCAAACAGGCGCACGAGGCUACACAAUCUACUUUGCCCUGA
Messenger RNA from Microstroma glucosiphilum, 4425 nucleotides. RefSeq lists its product as hypothetical. Gene Ontology annotation, molecular function: metal ion binding; guanyl-nucleotide exchange factor activity. Bases 1 to 4425 code for a protein of 1474 amino acids. The record is from RefSeq and is a predicted model, not a curated record. The transcript has a single exon. NCBI's taxonomy places the organism in Eukaryota, Fungi, Basidiomycota, Exobasidiomycetes, Microstromatales, Microstromataceae.